AUGUCGAUCCUCGGUUGGGCCUCCUCUGUGGGCUCUGGCGUCGCCAUCCUCACCUGCCUUCUCUACACCCCGUACCUCUGGGGACAGAUCGAAGAGGUCCGCGGAACUGUUGCUCGCAUGAGCGACCACUUCCAGGUCAAGGAGAUGCAGAUCGUCGAGCAGCUCAAGCUCGCCCGCAAGAACGUCGGCCGCACUCGUGUGGCCCGUGACGCUUGGGAGGACUGGCACCGUCGCAACGGUCACCAGCAGCAGAACAACGGAUGGGAGGCAUUCUCAAAUUGCUUCGGGAAAAUGGCGCAACCGGCGUCCUACGAGCUACAGGGCCUGCCGGCUAAGGAAGCUCUACCGUAUCCGCAGGCUCCCGUUGCCUAUCCUCAGCUUCAGCCGGAGCAAAUUCCGGCUUAUCCGGCAGCCCAACAACCGGCUCAGUACGCAAAUCAGGCGGUGAAUCCGGGAGAUGCCACUGUGCAAUACGCGUAUCCGGCUAAGGAUUCCGCUCAUAAUCCGCCACUUCCGAUGGACAUGUCCUAUCAGCAGUAUCAGGCUUCACAACCUUAUGCUCCAGCUGAGCUAUACGCAGAUGAGGCUCAAUACUGCUCGCCCAGAUACCUGCCGGAACCGCGCAAUACGGUACCAUACGUGAAGCCACGACCUCGUCGCUCCGGUUGCGUUCAGCUGUUGAUGUUCCUCGCCCUGGCAGCGUACAUGCUUUCCGGAUUCGCCGACUGCUUCGUCGGCUGGAUGGCUGCCAACGAUUCGCCAGCCGCAAAGAUGACCGCCGAGCUGUCAAUAGUUCUGUGGAUCAUUUCGUUCAUCGGGCUCGGACAGCGACAAGUGAUCGCGAUUUUUCCGUACAUGGCUUGUCAGUUUGUACGCCUCUGGCUACUGGUCCACCUCAUCGAAAAGGAGGGAAAACCGGCUAUAGAACCCAUGGUGAUCUACAGCAUCGGCUCGGCCCUGACGGCUUGCGCCUGGAUGUUCGCCUGUGAUUGGAAAAAGCCACGCCAC
Mesorhabditis spiculigera is the source of this 1008-nucleotide messenger RNA. The record is from the annotation of a GenBank genome assembly. Lineage: Eukaryota; Metazoa; Nematoda; Chromadorea; Rhabditida; Rhabditidae.